Messenger RNA from Leptopilina heterotoma, 1925 nucleotides. RefSeq names its product odorant receptor 13a-like. Gene Ontology annotation, biological process: detection of chemical stimulus involved in sensory perception of smell; sensory perception of smell. The transcript has 9 exons. Gene Ontology annotation, cellular component: plasma membrane. The record is from RefSeq and is a predicted model, not a curated record. Lineage: Eukaryota; Metazoa; Arthropoda; Insecta; Hymenoptera; Figitidae. Gene Ontology annotation, molecular function: olfactory receptor activity; odorant binding. Bases 585 to 1742 code for a protein of 385 amino acids.
GUAAAAAAUAAAGAAAAAAGAAAGCAAUAAUAGAAGCAACAGGAGAAGUUACGUACUACUGAUCAUGACUUCAUCAACUGGAGACUAAGAAACAUUCUCCUGCGCCUGUCCUUUUGUCACCCUCUUCGUGUUUUAUUAUUUAAUGACAAAUAAUUCGAUUCUUAUGUAUUCUAUAAUCUGGUGCUUGAAAUAGAGGAAUAUUAAAUGAAAAUAAUUGCAAUUUCUUAGAAGGCGAGAGGUAAAUUUCUAAGACAUUUUCUAUAAUCAAAAACAUGAUGGUUUAAACUUGUUGAAAAUUGUUGUAACCUUAUGCAUUAGCAAUAUAACUGAUCAAUAGUUACUAAAGGGUGAAAAUUUCACACGAAACAAAAUUAUAUUCUUCUGAAAAUUUUAUGAAGCUAAAAAGAAAAUUUUUUUUUAAUUUUAUAAAAUUUAUUUGAAUACUGUACAAACUUAAUAUAAUUCGCUUUAUUUUAUUACGUGACGUAGUGUCGAACAGAUGACAAAUUUUAGUACCUAGUCUUUUAAUUUUCUAGUUCUUUACUACUUUUUCCAAAAAAAGAAAAAAAAAGAGCCACAAAAAAAUGGACUUCCAAAAAUCUUAUCUUAAUAUAAAUAAAUUUUUAUUGUCAAUUACCGGUUUUUGGCCUUAUCAAGCAGGAACUGAAAAAUUUAUUUGCAGAACAAUGGUAUUAAUUUUGUGGGGCGGGCAUUUUCCAUCUACGACAAGGCGUUUGAUAAAGUUCUGGGAGAAUGAAGAUGACGUGAUAGAGAUUAUUACUAUUUACUGCACCUAUUUAUUGGGAAUUAUCAAAAUUACUAAUAGUGUGCAUAAAAACGAUAAGAUGAAACAACUAUUAGAGAAAAUCGACGCCGAUUGGAAUAUUUGGUCAAAUAAACCUGAGUUAGAAAUUUUGAAAAAUUUUGCAAACGAGGGAAGAAAAUUUACAUUGAUAUAUGCGAUUGCUUUAUAUUUAUCAGUAAUUUUCUACUCAUUGUUCACACUUUCGCCACAAUUACUCGACAUUUUUCUGCCAAUUCCAAAUGAAACACGAGCAAAAAAAUACCUACAACCCGAAUAUUAUGGUCCUAAUAUGGAAAAUUAUUUUGUCAUUAUUUUCAUUUUUGCUGCAAUUGGUAUUUUGAUGAACUUUACAAUAUCGGCGAGUGUUGAUUCCAUGUAUGUUGUUUAUGUUCAACAUGCUUGUGGAAUUUUUUCGGCCAUUGGACAACGAUUGGAAAACAUAAAAUAUGACUGUAAAUCAAAAGAUAAUAAAUAUUCACAAGAAAUUCUCUUUUGUGUUCAACAACACAAAAGUAUACUCAAAUAUACGGAGGAUUUGGAAGAAACCUACACGACUUAUUUCUUUUUUCUAAUAAUAAUAAACGUGAUGGUUUUAAUCGUGAACGGAAUACAGAUUGUAAUAAAAUUUGAUAAUUUUGAUGAUGUCUUCAAGUUUGCAAAUUAUUCAAUACUUUUAGUGGCGCAUUUAUUUUAUAACAGUAUUCCAGGGCAGAAAUUACUCAAUUACAGCGUGGUCGUCUCUCAUGCAGCCUACAAUACGUGUUGGUAUCAGGCCACAAGUUCUAUCAAAAAAUCUGUACUCAUAAUGAUAAUGAGAAGCUCCAAACCGUGUAAAAUGUCUGGGGGGAAAUAUUUUAUUCUCUCAUUGGAAAAUUUCAGUGUGGUUAUGAAAACUACAUUAUCAUAUUUUACUGUACUACUUUCUAUGCGACAAUAAAUCACUCUGCAAAGUCAACCAAUAUUUUCUAUUUUAUAAAUGAAAAUAUUAAUUUAAAAAAAAAAUAAUUUUUAAUUCAUACAAUAUUUUAAAUAAUAAAGGAAAACAGCAUUUUAAAGCUCAUUUUUAUAUAAAUGGGGAGAAAAUGUACGUUGUAUAAUAUAAAGCAAAAAAUGAUUCUUC